Schizophyllum commune H4-8 is the source of this 183-nucleotide messenger RNA. RefSeq lists its product as uncharacterized. The record is from RefSeq and is a predicted model, not a curated record. Lineage: Eukaryota; Fungi; Basidiomycota; Agaricomycetes; Agaricales; Schizophyllaceae. The transcript has a single exon. The coding region runs from base 1 to 183 and encodes 60 amino acids.
AUGCAUACCUGUACCAAUGUUGUCCCCUUCGGGGUGACGUACGAAAAAUUUGGAACGAUACAGAGAAGAUUAGCAUGGCCCCUGCACAAGGAUGACACGCUUUUCCGGAGUGGUAGACCUACGGGUCUCAAUAUUUAUUGUCUCUUUUUCGUCCGAAGUUCCUUACCCCCCUUUCAGUCCUAG